Messenger RNA from Fusarium coffeatum, 477 nucleotides. RefSeq lists its product as uncharacterized. The transcript has a single exon. Bases 1 to 477 code for a protein of 158 amino acids. Lineage: Eukaryota; Fungi; Ascomycota; Sordariomycetes; Hypocreales; Nectriaceae. The record is from RefSeq and is a predicted model, not a curated record.
AUGGACCCCCCUUCGAUUCCCCCACCACCUCCACCCCCACCACCGCUGAACAUUCCCCCCUCCCGCGCACGACUCCAAUUGGCAGCCCGUCUAGCGAUGCAUCAAAAGAAAGAACAAGAAUCUACAUCCGACGACGACGAGGAGAAUCCCACGGAUCCAUUCGCUGAUACGGAAGAGGACUUUGAUGAUGAGCCGCAGGAUAGGGGGGCUUGGUGGAGGGAUGUCAAGGGUGGUGAAUCUGACGAUGAGGAGGAGUUUGGGGAUUUUGAGAUGCCUGAAACUACCAAUACAGGUAAAGAUAUAGGUGGUAAGGAGGAUGAUGGGGAGGGAGAUGGGGUGGUUAGACCUCAACCGAGGAGUUUGUGGCCUUUUGGAUUGAGUAAAGCUGAGACGGACAAAGCUGAAGCUGUGGAGGUUAAGGAGGCCAAGAGGAGAACUAGUAUUGAGGAUCCUGAUGAUGAUGAGGUUGUUGUUUGA